This is a messenger RNA of Caenorhabditis sp. 36 PRJEB53466, 798 nucleotides long. The record is from the annotation of a GenBank genome assembly. NCBI's taxonomy places the organism in Eukaryota, Metazoa, Nematoda, Chromadorea, Rhabditida, Rhabditidae.
AUGCCCACCGAGCAGUUGUCCUCUUUUCAGCUCCUCCGAUCGUUGGGUCAUCUGCCGAAUGUGAGCGUUCGUGUUGUCGAUUACAAUGAGUGAGUGUGUCAUCAGAAUUCAGAAUAUGUUCUUUUCAUUGCAGACGGAUCCCAUUUCUCGCCCAACUCAACACCACUUCAAAAGCGGACAUUUUCAUCGGAAUGCACGGCGCCGGCCUCACUCAUCUUCUCUUUUUACCCGAUUGGGCGGCAGUUUUCGAAGUGUCAGUUAUGCGUUUCACUCCAUUUUCUGACUCGAACUAUUCCAGCUACAACUGCGGAGACGUCGCCUGCUAUUCCGAUCUGGCCAGACUCCGAGGUGUGAAGUAUUUCACAUGGCCAGAAGAUAAAGUGAGUCACUGAGAAAAGAAAGAAGGGGACAAAGAACAAGUUUCAGCUCGAAUUAAUCCGGUCUGAUGACGCUGGAAGGCAUCCGUCGAGUGGUGAAAAGCAUCUGAAGUUUGCGAAUUAUCAUGUCGAUGUGAACGAGUUCCGAGAGCAAGUCAAGAAGGUCAGUCGUAGCGAAACAAGGAAGUAAAAAGUGAAACAAACCUAACAAAAUUAAACUAGACUCGAAACUACUGACCUUCUUUUCAGGGUUAGUCUUUUUCCGAACAGAAAUAGUUGUGAGACUCUCUGUAAAUAAUUUGAAAAAGGGCAUAUUCAGAUUGUGGAGCACGUGCGUCGACACCCGAAAUUCGUGAGCUCUCGCCGGACACAACGACGAAGACGGCAAGAGAAAGAGGAGCGAGCACGCAGAGAGCUCUGA